Penicillium waksmanii is the source of this 480-nucleotide messenger RNA. RefSeq names its product SRPBCC family protein. The transcript has a single exon. The coding region runs from base 1 to 480 and encodes 159 amino acids. NCBI's taxonomy places the organism in Eukaryota, Fungi, Ascomycota, Eurotiomycetes, Eurotiales, Aspergillaceae. The record is from RefSeq and is a predicted model, not a curated record.
AUGUCGUCCACCAACAAUGUGGCUUUCACGGCGCCCAUCAACCCACCCGGAAUCACCCCACUCUCGCUCUCACAAAUCUGGGCCGGAUUACUCUUGAAGAUUCGAUCUGCCGAAACCUUCGUCGCCGCAGCAAUCGAGUCCACCGAUGUGAUCAGCGAAUCGACAGAUUCGCAAGGCAACUCGGUCACCACCCGCGAAGUCCUGUUCCGCGAGACACAGAAAAAGGUCAAGGAGGUCGUGACCGCGUUCGAAACGUGUCGCGUGGAGUUUCAGCAGCCCGACGGAAGCCGGGUAUCCAAUGUUAUCAGCGAAGGUGCUGGUGGGGAACUAUUCAUGACCUAUAUCUUUGAGUGGAGACACCCCGACGCCUCGAAGGAGGAAUUGGCCGCUCUGCUCGAGAAGGAGAAGAGGAUGAGCAAAAUGGCGGUUGAAGGGACUAUCAAAGUCAUGCACCAGUUGGCUGAGGAGAAGAAGAUUUAA